This is a messenger RNA of Rotaria socialis, 1620 nucleotides long. The record is from the annotation of a GenBank genome assembly. Lineage: Eukaryota; Metazoa; Rotifera; Eurotatoria; Philodinida; Philodinidae.
AUGUCUUCUGAACAUGGACUGCAUGUUAUGUUAAGUUAUCAUUGGGAUAAUAAGGAGCUAGUUUCAAAAAUUUACAAAGUCCUUAGAUCAAGAAAUCUGCCGGUAUGGAUGGAUAUUCAUGGCGGAAUCGGUUUUAAUCUUUUUCAAAGUAUGGCAGAUGGAGUCGAAAAUGCUGCCGUUGUUUGUUGUUUUAUGACACCGAAAUAUCAGAAUUCACGUAAUUGUGAAAAAGAAUUAUUGUACGCCGAGAGACGACGCGUUUCAAUAAUUCCGUGUCGUUUAACGCGAGAUUGGGAACCAUCGACAUGGCUUGGAUUAAUAACUGCUGGACUUGUAUGGGUUGAUUUUCGUGAAGCAAUAGACAUGAAUAUUGAUCUAAAAAUCGAUCGAUUAAUAGAUCAAAUUCGAAUCGUUACAGGAAAAAAAUUCAACUGUUUUCUACAAGAAACUUCCAAUACUUUUGAAAAUUAUUCUAGUAAUGCUUUAAAUAAUCUUUAUCCCAUGCUUCCACAAACGGCUGAGAAGUCCGAUCAUGCUACGUUAACUGAUUCAACUUCAAUAGUAUCUCGUCAACAUCGAACUGUUAGUAAUGUAAAUAUGAAGCCAACACCACCACCAGUUCCUCCACGUCCAAAUAAAAAUUUAAUCCGAGAACGAUUAGUAGAUCUUGAGUUGAUUGAUGAUAAAAAAGAGAAUAAUCUCCCUUUGAGUAGUCGAAAGCCAGACAUAUGUGAAAUUCCAGCUCAACAUCAAGCUGACACAUGUUCCAUUCCCGAUAUUCUUCCUUUAUCACCAUCGAAAAUUAAUAAUGAAAAAAAACGUACUGGUAUUGCUAUUGACUAUUCAAAAUUUGAUCGUUCACCUCGUAUUAUUGGAGAUGAUAAUGAUGAAAUUUCAUUUUGUUGUCCAUCAGGUGUUGCAAUAUCAAAAACAGGUCUUAUCUAUAUUGCCGAUCAACAAAAUCAAUGUGUUAAAGUAAUACCAUUGUUAAGAAGUGACAAACCAAUUUUAUCACGUCCAUUUAAUCGACCAAAAGUCAUACUUGAUCAUGAACUUAAUCUACUUAAGUCUAUUGGAAAUCAUGGUUCGAAACCAGGCGAAUUCAAUGUACCAUGGGGAGUGGCGACGGAUUGGUCAUCAAAUAUUUAUGUAUGUGAUCAAAUGAAUAAUCGAAUACAAAAAUUCGAUACCGAUGGUCAAUUUUUACUCGAAUGGGGUUAUGAAGGUGAACAUGUUGGUCAAUUCUAUUAUCCACAUUUCAUUUCAAUAUCAGGCAAUCGUGUUGCUGUAUCCGAUCAACUAAAUCAUCGCGUUCAAGUAUUUGAUUGUUUUGGAAAUUACCAUUAUAAACUAGGUGAACCUGGGAGUGAGCCAGGUCAAUUGAGUUGUCCAUUUGGAGUGUGUAUCGAUGGCAAUGGUCAUAUAGCUGUUUCUGAUCAUGAUAAUAAUCGUAUACAAUUCUUUGAUGAAAAUGGUGAUGUUAAAUGUAUUUUAGACAAGGAAGCAAAUCCUUUAUUUAAUUUUCAAGGCGUUCAUGGUCUAGCAUUAACUUAUGAUGGUGGACUUUUGAUUACUGAUUAUAAACGUAGUGGGAAACAUCGCCUAUUUAUUUUUGCUUAG